Molecule: messenger RNA, 670 nt
Organism: Brassica rapa (field mustard)
Lineage: Eukaryota; Viridiplantae; Streptophyta; Magnoliopsida; Brassicales; Brassicaceae
Product: photosystem I reaction center subunit V, chloroplastic
Biological process (GO): photosynthesis
Cellular component (GO): chloroplast thylakoid membrane; photosystem I
Source: RefSeq, a predicted model, not a curated record
AAUCCAAAACCACUCAUUGUCUAUUGCACUGAAACACUCAGAAGAAGAAGAAGAUAACAUGGCGACAAGCGCAUCUGCUUUGCUCACUCCCACAACUUUCUCCACUGUAAUCUCUCCGAAAAACCCAAACUCCAUCUCAUUUUACGGCCUCCGUCCUCUCCGUCUCGGUGGCUCCUCCUCUCCCUUACCCAAGCUAUCCACCACCUCCGGAAGAAGAUCUUCCUCCUCCGCCGUCGUGAGAGCCGAGCUCAGCCCAUCCGUCGUCAUAAGCCUCAGCACGGGUCUCUCCCUCUUCCUAGGCCGGUUCGUCUUCUUCAACUUCCAGAGAGAGAACGUGGCCAAACAGGUGCCGGAGCAGAACGGUAAAACCCACUUCGAAGCAGGAGAUGAUCGUGCUAAGGAGUACGUAAGCCUCCUGAAGUCGAACGAUCCAGUUGGGUUCAACAUUGUUGAUGUGCUUGCUUGGGGUUCUAUUGGUCACAUCGUUGCUUACUAUGUCUUGGCCACUUCUAGCAAUGGCUAUGAUCCUAGCUUCUUUGGCUGAUUCUUUUUUUUCAAUCAGUUUCUGUUUCGUGUGUAUGUAUAUGUUUGACUUGUAUCGCAAACUACCUAUUCUAUUAUCAUUCUUUCCCUUCUUCUUCUGUUGUUAUUGUAUAGGGCUUUAUCGAUC